AUGCCCAACCCCACGCAACAAUCGUACCGAAUCAGAAACUGGGAAAUAAAGACGCAAAAGUCGACGAUACCUUCAAUGCCCGAAAGCGACGCCUUGGCUGCUGAACUCGGGAUCCCAAUACCAGAGAUGACAUUCCUAUCGAGUGGAGUGGAGGUGCUAGACACAGAUAGCGGAUUUAAGUUAAGUUUCAAUGCGCGUGAUGCACUACGUGGAGUGAGCAAACAGAAUGAAUUGAGGGUAUCUUACGCCGAUCACUGGCGAAGCAGUCGACAACCGCACGAAGCAUCCACCAUACAGCCUAGUCAGCCAUGGGACUGGACUUACAGUACGACAUACAGCGGCAGCACAGAAAGUGAAAGAGCACACUGGCAGCCCAUCCCCACCACUACACCAGUCAUUCCCAUCGAUAAACUCAGUGACACCACCCAGCCUAUCCUCUUCUACGACGAUGUGCAACUUUACGAAGACGAACUAGGCGACAACGGUCAAGUAGGUCUUAAUGUGAAAAUACGCGUUAUGCCUUUCGCUUGGUUCAUCCUUCAGCGCUUCUUCCUCCGUGUGGAUGACGUCCUCUUUCGCAUGUACGACGUGCGCGUUUAUCACGAUUUCAGCGGCAAUGUCGUCUCGCGUGAGUGUGCGGGCUGGGAGGCGGGUUGGGAGGCUAUGAAGCAGUGUCUGCCCCCUCAUACACCUAACAUUCUUUCAGAUGAACCUGUCAUCCAGGCAACGCUGCGCACUAUGGAGAAAUACAACACGCAUACUAAUUGCACGCAAUGGAAGGGACUGGGGUGUGUGAAGGAGGUGUGUGAGUUGUGA
Wallemia ichthyophaga EXF-994 is the source of this 816-nucleotide messenger RNA. Its product is annotated as TIP41-like protein. The record is from RefSeq and is a predicted model, not a curated record. NCBI's taxonomy places the organism in Eukaryota, Fungi, Basidiomycota, Wallemiomycetes, Wallemiales, Wallemiaceae. The transcript has a single exon. Gene Ontology annotation, cellular component: cytosol. Gene Ontology annotation, biological process: TOR signaling. Bases 1 to 816 code for a protein of 271 amino acids.